GCAUGGGCUAGCCAGAAUCGGCCUGAGCUUGACCAUGGCUAUCACUGGCUCUGGCUCGCACCCCUCGUAUGUAUCACUUGGCUUGUAGCCUCCCGUCUUAUUGGAAAUGCGAACUACAAGUAUCCCAAUCCCAUCCCCGGCAUACCCUUAUUUGGAAACACAUUUCAGCUGCCUUCCAAAGGACUGGGUCCUUGGAUGAUGACCAUUGCCAGGAAAUCUGGAGAUAUGUACACAAUGAGGUUUGGUGGAACGCCGUGGCUUUUCCUGAACUCUCGCCGCGCUGUUACCGCCUUACUUGACAAGAAGGCGGCAAUCUAUUCUUCCCGCCAAAACCUGCCUAUGGCCCGUGACAUCAUUUCCGGUAACAAGCGUCUUCUUCUUAUGCCUUACGGGUCAGAGUGGCGUAAACAAAGAAAAGCGAUGCAUCAGAUCCUCAACAAUACGAAAUCGACCGUUUUUCAGCCAUUCCAGGACCUAGAGUCCCGUGCUCUCCUCUAUCACUACAUGGAUAAGCCUGAUCGCUGGUGGGAGGCAAAUGCCCGAUUCGCAAAUUCUAUCAUCAUGAGUGUCACGUAUGGAAAGCGCUCAGACUUGGGCGAUCCGGAUUUGGCCAACUUGCUCAACAACGCGGAGCGGUUCACCCCCUACUUGAUGCCCGGCCAGGCUUUAGUUGACAUCGUUCCGGGACUCUUGAAGCUGCCUAUUCCCUCAUCGUGGCAGCCCUGGCGCUGGUGGGGGGAUGCUCUUCAUCAAUCAACCAAAAGGGGAUAUAAGAAGGUGUUUGACGACCUUUUGGAGAGACGGAGACUCGGGACUCAGAAGCCGUGCUUCAUGACCGAGCUUCUGGACAUGAACACUGAUGGCGAGUUCAGUACGGAGGAUUGCUAUUUCAUAGGAGGGACCCUUAUCGAGGCUGGAUCUGACACCACUCGAGUUACCUUGAUGGAGAUUCUUGCAGCCGCAGUAUUGUAUCCUGAUUGGGUUGAGAGAGCCCGGCAGCAACUCGACUCGGUGUGCGGAUCCAAAGCUGAACGCCUCCCGGACUUUGGCGACAUGCCGAAACUACCACUGAUCAAGGCGGUCAUUAAGGAAAGCAUGAGAUGGAAGCCGGCUAUUGCCGAAACAGGCAUUCCUCACUCGCUCAUCAAGGACGACACAUUCGAUGGUUACAAAAUUGCCGCAGGAACAGUUGUAACCAUCAACCACUGGGCGAUUUCUCAUCUUGACUACGAAGAACCUGAACGGUUUUAUCCAGAAAGAUUCCUCGACGAGGAUCUGGAUGUGCCCACGAAAGGGCAUUUGGGCUUCGGCGCCGUGGCUUGGAACAACAUGUUCAUUGCGAUGAGCAGGCUGCUCUACUGCUUCGAUGUGAAGGGUGUUCCUGGCGAGACUAUAGACGUGUCUGCCAGUUUUGACCUUAGGCAGAACUGGGUUUUUGAUUGUGAGGAGGCCUGUGGAUAUUUAUUCUUUACCGCCGGAAUGACGUCGAAAAGGUGCGGGGAACCCGAGGUCAAGGAUCUGACCCCGGUUCUAAGUUACGCAGACGUUAGCACUAUUCCUACCAUUCUUAGCAGGAAAGUCAUGAAGCGCCAGGUACCCUGCGAGUCUCAAGAAGACAGCCAAACACCCAGAAAAAGAGGCUUGUCGAGUCGACCUCCAAGGGCCUCUAAAGCAUGCCAGGCUUGUGCUGCUUCCAAGAUUCGAUGCGACGACUUCGACAUAUGCCGAAGAUGUAUAAAACGCGGCGUUCCCUGCAUUCGUUCAAGUCAGGUUCGACAAGGCCGCCAUUCCCGAAGCGAAUCUAGCGCUGGGACAUCUAUCGACACGGGUGACUCUUACAUCUUAUCGUCGACCACAAAAGACUCUACUGGAGCAGUGGCAACCGCGAAUACCGGCAGCGGAGACGAGACCGGGACUGGUCUGGUAUCGGCUGAUGGUAGUCUUGGCCUUACUUUCGAUUUUCCGAAUUCACCGAAUCCACCAACUUACGAGCGACCAUUGCAGCUCUGCAGUGACAUCCAGUCUGCUGACAUCAUUGCCGGCGCGAUGCCAAGUGACACCACGGAAUGGUUAAGAAACUCCUCGCUUGAUGCCGAAUUUGAUACAUCAUUUCUUCCUCUCCCAUUCCUUGACUUCUCCGGAUGUUUCGACGAUAGUUUAAUGAAAGACUCAACAGCCACGAGCUCCAAGAGCUUGCCGUCCGAAGGUAAUGUCGACUUCGAGGAGGCCGUAGUAGCCUACAGUACCACUCUGGGAAGCUGGAAGCCUACCGAUGAAGAUUACUUAGCUUCAGCAAAAGCCUAUCUCUAUGUUCCCAUUGACGAACACCUCCAGAUGGGGGAAGGCUUAGGUCCAUUUAAUCCCUCUGUAAUCAGUGGAUCUCUGCCGGUUGCAAGAAGAGACGAGAUCAUUGUUGCCAUGAUCGACGUGGCUCAGACGACUCACUCAUCACAGGCGAUUCGAGUGUUCCCCUCAGCCGAAACGUUAGACAAGUUCCUCAAGGUAUUCCUUACCACUCAGGAAACCAAUACCUCAGCCUUCAUCCACAUUGCGACUUUCGAUCCAUCAACUUGCAGUUUACCCCUUCUUAUAGCAUGUAUCGUCGCUGGCGCCGCAUCAUCGUCAAGGACAUAUACCCGCAAGUUCGGGCUGGGACUGUUUGACAUGCUACGUCUCCACCUUGCAGCAUCGAUGUUGCGACACGCUGGUCUGUUUGAUCAACAUACCUAUUCUAACCCAAGCGUCAUGCUAGACAAGCCAUCCAGCAAGUCAGAAGAGGCGUGGAGAAGAUGGGCACAACAGGAGUCUUUGAAGCGGACAGUCUUUCGACAUCUUCUGCAGUGCACACAGCGAUCGGUCAUAAGGAACGUCGCAGCGCAGAUGUCUCCCCUUGAUGUCUCGACGCCUAUACCGGAAGAUUGUCGGUUCUGGUAUUCAAAGUCGGCAUCUGAGUGGAAGUCCCUGUACCAGAACCAUGGACCUCGUUUUGCAGAGCGCAGAAUGACGAUUACCGACUGUCUUUCUGAUAUUCGAUCGAUCGACCUACUCUCAUCCUUUCAGGCCUCCAGUCUCGCCAAGUUAUCGUUACUAUACUCUUUUCUGUCGCUUCUUGUUGCAGAUCAUCGCCGAAGAAUGAUUUUCCGCAAAAACGAAGACUCUGGUUGGUCGUUUACUGACUUGAGCCGAUCACCUGUUGAUUCAGAUAUGGUAUUUCUAUUCGAUGAGCUACGAGAGGUGGUCGAAAGAGAUCAAGAUAGCGUAGAAUCACCUAUUCUUACCUUCAUGGUGGAAUUCACCAUGCUCUACUCGGCCAUGCCCAGACAUCUCAGAGAGAACUUUCUGAAUAGUGGGAAGCAAGCGUCUGCUUCUGACAUAUUUACCCACCUUCAGGAAUGGCAACAGAGUCGUGCCAGCAGGUCGGCAAUUUGGCAUGCGGGUCAACUUAUCAGAGCCUGCAGGAAGAUCGCACCGAAGGAACGCACAGAUUUCCACCUGGUUGCUGUUUACCACUCCCUAUUGUGCCUCUGGACCUGUUGGGCCGGUAGCAGAAAGAACUCGUCAGCCAUGGUGCGUCCGAUUGCACAAAACGUUGGUUUGCCGCCAGUUCUACUCAAUGGACCUGAGUCGGUUGAGUCUCAGCGAUGGAUUAGCCACAACCAUGGAGUUCCUUACCUGACUGGACCAUAUGACACUAGUGGAAUAUGUGAUGUCAUACCUGGACUGGUUCUAGUUGAUCCUACUUAUUCGGAGGGCCUGGCCCUGGCUGAUUUGGCCGCUGCUGGUCCUUGUAAGCCCAGUGGUCCAACAUCUGCAUCUAGUCUUGCGGUCACAUCCUCCGUCUCGACCGACAUUUCCGAAACAUCCGAGGUUCCCAACCUGACCAUCCCCCAAUCGACAACUACAACCCAAGAGGUCGACAUUAUCAUCACCAACGCCAUCGACGGAGGAAGUUUCGCCGCCCGCAAUGCCAACAACCCGCCCAGUGGCCUCACAAAUUUCGGCGCGUCCGGAAAUGCAGAGUUUCACGAGGGAGGCUGCUACAAGGCUGAUGGUAGUCGCGAUGAUGGCUGCGCUGCAUUGACUGCUUCUGGAAACCCAGCUGGAAAGCGAGAUACGGGAUCGUUUGCUAGUAUUUGGCAGACUAUCAAUUCGCUGAGCAUUGGAUCUCAGAAUACGUACACUGUUCAGUUCUACUAUGCCGUUCUUUCUGGUGGUAGUCAGGAUUGCACUGUCACCGCGGCUUUGGGCAGCAGACAGUUCUACUCGCAGUCUCUGUCAUCUGUUGGAACAAGCGUGUCUUGGACGCAUGUUCUUCAGCAGGUUGACGCAGAGUCUGCUUCUGCUACCUUCGCCAUCUCCAUGACUUGUUCUGGAAACGGUAUUUCUGUUAUCUUGGUUGACUCCAUUUUCAUCUCCAACCAAGUCACCCCCGCCAACAUUGGCAACUUUGUCCUCGACUUUGGCGCGCCCGCUACAAACCUAGUUACGACAUCCGAAACAUUCACCGAGCGAACCAUCGAUCCCGAAACAACCUCUGCCAGUUCCUCAUCUGAAGUCUUCACUGAGAGAACCAUGCCCGAGACCACCACCACCGCUCCCCCCAACACAGACACUACACGUCCCGCCCAACCCACCGAAACAGCCUGCAAGCCAAACUGCGGCCUGCGCAACGGCUUCGACAACAACCCCGCAUGGAACUGCAGAGUGUACGGCCUCUAUAACGGCCUGACAUACCAACUCCCCAGCCAAGACGGCGACGAUGAGACGAGACCUUGGUACGAUGGCCCCGAAGACUGUGCCGAGAUCUGCAAGACACUGCCUGGGUGCAAAUCAGCGGGUUACAUGUUCGCUCCUCGGAAGUGCUUCUUCUCAAACAACGUUGUUACUCCUUCCGAGGUUCGCAAUAUGAUGGAUGAUGGUAUUGAUGUUGAUUGGUAUAGCAUGGAUUGCUUCACGUGCUCUUCUUGUGACAAUGGAGCGCCCGAGACAACUGCUCACAAGACUUCCACGCCUGUUAACACCGAUACUACUGUCGCCCCCGAGUCUACAACCUUUACUACCCAAACCUCUGACAGCUUAACGACUACAACAUCCUCAGCUGAUAAUUGCCUCUACAACCGUGGUCAAGAAUGCGAGUUCGACCGCUUCACAGACCACAGCGACACUGUCUGCAUGUACGGCGCCCUCUUCACCGGCACAACAUGGAAAGAGCCCCGCGCAGACUAUCCCUACCAAGAUACCGUCUACCAAUGCGCCGCUAUCUGCCAAACCCUCAAGAACUGUGAAUCAUCUGCCUACUUCCAGACCGAAAACCGCUGCCUCUUCACAUCCAAGAAAAUCCAGCAAUCCGACAUGGAAAUCCACGAAGAUGCGCCACAGGACCACGCCGUCUGGAGCCAUAACUCCUGCUGGACAUGCCCAACCUGCUCCGAGACCGCUACCCUCCCCGCCACGAAAUACUGCUCGUACUCGCAAGGCGAUAGCUGCCGCGCUGUAUCUGGCAAACCAGCUGCGCUGUGUGAUUACCAGGGCUUCUGGGAGGCGUAUAACCAGUGGGAUCUUGACACGUACCCUGAUCAGAGCUCGCCUGAGAAGUGUGCUGCUAUUUGUAUGGCGCUGGAUUACUGUGUUGGGUCGGGUUAUAAGGAUGACAGGUGUAUGUUUUCGUUUAGGGAGCUUAAGGUGGCGGAUUUUAGGGAUUGGCCUGAUCAUUCAAUGGAUGGGACUUGGAGCGAUAACUCUUGCUUUGAGUGUCCUGGUUGUACUGCCUAA
Molecule: messenger RNA, 5772 nt
Organism: Fusarium tjaetaba
Lineage: Eukaryota; Fungi; Ascomycota; Sordariomycetes; Hypocreales; Nectriaceae
Exons: 11
Biological process (GO): regulation of DNA-templated transcription
Molecular function (GO): zinc ion binding; monooxygenase activity; heme binding
Source: RefSeq, a predicted model, not a curated record